Messenger RNA from Owenia fusiformis, 971 nucleotides. The record is from the annotation of a GenBank genome assembly. NCBI's taxonomy places the organism in Eukaryota, Metazoa, Annelida, Polychaeta, Sabellida, Oweniidae.
AGUUAUUAGUAUAGGGGGAACUGGAUAAAACCAGUAUGCUGUUGGCGGUGCUGUUCUCGCUUUGCUUGAUUGGCGUUCAAGCUAACGAUGCCUACAAGAGAGUAUGUUACUACACAAACUGGUCGCAAUAUCAGGUGAAAUUCUUCCCGGAGAAUAUCGACACUUCCCUCUGUACGCAUCUCAUCUACUCGUUUGCCAGUAUGGAGGGCAACAGACUCAAAGCUUAUGAAUGGAAUGAUGAAAGCACGGCAUGGAGCAAAGGAAUGUAUGAACGGUUCAAUGACUUAAAGAAAAAACAGAGGGGAUUGAAGACAUUAUUGGCGGUAGGUGGCUGGAACUUUGGAACAGCAAAGAUGACUGCCAUGUUGGCUACAAAGUCAAACAGAGAGGAAUUUACACGCCAUGUCAUUGAGUUCACUCGCAAACAUGGAUUUGAUGGGUUUGACUUGGAUUUCGAGUAUCCUGGAUCUCGCGGAAGUCCACCAGAGGACAAGCAGAGAUUUACACUUUUAGUUAAUGAAAUGCGUCGAGAGUUCCAGCACGAAGCGGUUCGAACUGGUCGAGAACGUUUGUUACUAACCGCUGCUGUGGCGGCGGGGAAGAGUAACAUCGAUAGGGGCUACGAGGUCGAGAAAAUAUCUAGGGAUCUCGAUUUUAUCAAUCUGAUGUCAUACGAUCUUCAUGGCAGUUGGGAAGAUGUCACUGGCCACAAUGCCCCUCUUUACCCACGCAGUAACGAGGUUGGGGAUGAGAGAAAUCUCAACGUGGCAUGGGCAGCUAACUAUUGGGUUGCACUAGGUGCACCAAAGAGUAAGAUGGUCAUUGGUAUGCCUCUCUAUGGACGAGGUUUCACCCUCAGAAGCAGAGCAGGAGGCAGCCGAAUGAAGGCAGCAGCAGUAGAGGAUCCAACCCUGGAUCAAAUACCAAAGAAGCGGGAUACCUUGCAUAUUAUGAGCUGUGUUCCACGAUAG